AUGUUGAUUCCUAUAUUCACGAAAUCUAUCUAUCUAUCUAUCUAUCUAUCUAUCUAUCUAUCUAUCUAUCUAUCUAAGUGCAUCAGUAGCAGUCUGUUCAUAUCUAUCUAUCGAAGUGCAUCACUCUUACUUUGUUCAUAUAAUCUAUCUAUCUAUCUAUCUAUCUAUCUAUCUAUCUAUCUAUCUAUCUAUCUAUCUAUCUGCUGUCCGCGUACCUAUCUCUUACUUUGUUCAUAUAAUCUAUCUAUCUAUCUAUCUAUCUAUCUAUCUAUCUAUCUGCUGUCCGCCUCUUACUUUGUUCAUAUAAUCUAUCUAUCUAUCUAUCUAUCUAUCUAUCUAUCUAUCUAUCUAUCUGCUGUCCGCGUACCUAUCUCUUACUUUGUUCAUAUAAUCUAUCUAUCUAUCUGCUGUCCGCGUAUAUUUCCCUCAAUUUGUUCAUAUAAUAAUCUAUCUAUCUAUCUAUCUAUCUAUCUAUCUAUCUAUCUAUCUAUCUGCUGUCCACGUACAUAG
Acanthosepion pharaonis is the source of this 510-nucleotide messenger RNA. The record is from the annotation of a GenBank genome assembly. NCBI's taxonomy places the organism in Eukaryota, Metazoa, Mollusca, Cephalopoda, Sepiida, Sepiidae.